Molecule: messenger RNA, 2090 nt
Organism: Meloidogyne enterolobii
Lineage: Eukaryota; Metazoa; Nematoda; Chromadorea; Rhabditida; Meloidogynidae
Source: the annotation of a GenBank genome assembly
UUCUUUUUAAAAAAAUGCCAAAUUGCCGUUUUUGCACUUUUCUGCUUUGUAGCUGUCGUUAUUAUUUUAAUCUUCAACCUCAUUUUCUAUUAAUUCUGUUGUUGUUGUUAUCAAUUCCUCAAAGCCUUCAGGACUCACAAGCUGGCAGUAAUGGUGGUAUUUCUUUAGCCUGUGGAAAUGCUCUUUCCUCUUCCUCUUCAAGUAACAUUCCAAAUAGCAACAGCAACAAUCCAGCAGUCCAAACACUGUCACAGUAUCAACUUGUUGGAAUGGACGUUUUAACCAAAAAUGUUUGCUCCCCUUUGUCUGUUGAACCAACUACAGCUUAUUUGCCUGGAAGUGGUUAUUUGGUGGCUAAAUGUGAAGAAUGUUCCAAAUGUCCGCAAGAAUUGUUACAUUUGCAUAGAGCGCUUACACAGUUGGCGGUUAAUGCAAAACUUCAGUCUUUGAUCAUUGUUGUUGAUAAAGAAUUGGAACGUUUACGACCUUCCUCAAGUCGAACAACACCCGGAAAUUCACCUUUAGUUAAAUUUGUAUUUUCAACAUCCUCUUCAGAUGAUGAUGGAGGUCUACUUUCUUUAUGUGAUCCUAAUGGUGAUGCGAGUAAUGAAUCUCUCAAAAGUUUUUCAAAAACAUCAGUUCUAUUUGUUUCAAUUUCUUUUAUUAUUUUAAUUGUAAUUUCUUUGGCCUGGUUAGUAUUUUAUUAUGUUCAACGUUUUCGUUAUGCUCAUGCAAAGGAUAGAUUGCAGAGAAGGCUAUUUAAUGCUGCAAAAAAAGCUUUGGCUAGAAUUCCAACACGUCCAGUAAAAUCUGGGGAUCGAGAAUUAAAUUCAGACUGUCCAGUUUGUAUUGAUCCUUAUAAACCUGGAGAUAUAUUGAGGCAACUUCCAUGCAGGCACAUUUUUCACAAAAGUUGUGUUGAUCCGUGGCUAUUAGAACACCGAACGUGUCCAAUGUGUAAAUCUGAUAUUUUAAAAGCUUUUGGUUAUCAUGUUAGUAGCCGUAGUCGACCAGCACAAUUUUCAGCAAGUGUGGAUGAUGAUGCUCCAAGUGGUGGAAGAGGAGGCGGAGGGAGAACAGGAGGAAAUGUCAACAAUAAUAAUCAUCGAGAAGGAGACAGAUUAAGUAUAGAAUCAACAUGUAGCGAUUCUGCUAAUCCUUUCCCUGUUGUUACUGAAGUACACGAUCCUUUUGGUUUUUCUCCUUCAACAUCGCCACAAUUUGUUCAGAUUGGCAGCGACAAUUUUCAAGUUGCUAAUAAUUCAACAAUUUUGCCAUCUUCAUCUUCUGUUCAUUGUGAAAUUGUACAGGCACAAAUUGAAAGACAUUCACAAAAUGUUGGGGAUGAUUUGUCACCUGGUUCUUUGGAAGAAGAAGGAGAGGGGAGGGAAAAUCAAGGAAAAAUUGUUGAGGGAAAUGUUGGUGGAAAAAUACAGGAAGAAACCGACGAUAAACAUCAAAAACGGGAAACUAAAAGUAGUGGUCCUUUACGUCUUUUUCGAGCAGUAACAGGACGUCGACAUGUUAAUACAGCACUUGUUAGGCUUUCACGUUCUCGUUCGCUCAGUCAUAAUCCUUCUACUGAUGUUGAAUCUACCAGUAAUCCUAAUAAUAAUGAAAAUGGAACUGGACAAGAAGCUAUUAUUUUCUACUCUUUAAAAGGUCGUAACGCCAAAAAUAUGGAAACUACUCUCCCACAAACAUUUACCAGUACAAUACUUCCAAGAACAACAACAGCAACCAUUUCUCCCUCAACUACACGUUCAUCUUUAGCUCGUGUAGAUGAAGCUGGUGGUAUUCUUCCUUCAACAACAAUGAAUGAAAAUUCUCGUGCAUUAACUGCCCCUGGUGAUUUUCGACGUAAAAAAGGUGGAGGAAGUAGUAGAAGUGGAGGGGGAAGUAGAGGAGGAAUGGGGGCAAUGGAAGUGGGAGGAAAACGCCAAAAAAGAAAUUUUAAAAAUCAGCACCAACAUUCUUUAAGUGAUGGGGAUAUUGUUGAACAACAAGAAGGAGGAAAUGAUGAUUUUUUAAAUAAUGGAAAAAUUCUGAGAAAGCAAACAGCGGGGGAUGUACGGGUGGAAAUGCCGUAA